AAGACGAAACCGAGAAAAGUUUUCACGCACGCCGCGCCUCGCCGCUUCAAAAUCCCGCCCUGACGGCUCCCCUCCCUUUCCCCUCGGAGAGAGAUCUGCCCACUGCUCCGCCACCUCCUCUCCUGCCCCCUCCGCGUCUCGCACGAUGGCGAGGAGACGGCGCCGGGGCUCGCGUGGCCGCGCUCCCCUGGAGCUCCGCAUGGCCUACGGCCCCCGCGCGCGCCCGCUCGGCCGCACCGUCCUCUCGUUCCUCCCGCCGCCGGGCACGCCCUGCCCCGCCUGCCGCGGCGGCGCGGGGUGCCUCGCGUGUUGCCGCUGGGCGCACCUCCUCCGUGACGACGACCCGGCCGCGUACCGCAGCCUCAUCACCCGCGCCGUCUGCGCCGUCGCGCCCGCCUGUGCCGCGCCCCCGCCGCCGCAGUACACGCCGGGGAGCGCCGGGCACUCGCAGGCCAAGCUCGUUCGGGAGACGAUCAAGUUGAUCAUGGUGGAUCGUUCGUGCACAACCAAGAACGUUAUCUGCAGCGGUUACCGUGAGGGUGGCCAGACUAGAUGCAUCAGUGAGCUUAUUUCUUCUUCAUCUUGGGAUAUUCUCUUACAUAGGAUUGGGGAUCUACUCAUGUGCUAUAUUCUGAGGUAUUCGUCAAUAUUUUUGCCUGUUAAGAAGAAUGAUUUUUUUCAAGUCACUGGACCCCCACUCAAUGUGGUUCUGCAAAAGCCUAUAUUUUCGAGUACCAUGGCAAAAAGUCAACAACCCCAAUCCACGAAAGAAAAAUGCCUCACGUGCCACGUGCGGUGUAACGCAGAGAUAGCGCAAAACAUAUCUGGAGACACCUGUGUCAACAAUUCAAAUUUUGGGUUCUACUCUCUAGAUACCACUACUUGGAAAUUUGAUGCUCUACAAAGCUCUGGAAGUUAUGGCGCUGCAAGAAUUACAGAGCCCAAUUGUUCAAGUGAAGAAUGUACUUGUUCCAAAUUUCCUUCUAUUAAUCGAUCAACAAAGUGUUCCAGUUUAAAUACUCAGAAUCAUAGGAAAAGAAAAAGGCUAUACAGUUGGCAACGCCGCAACAAACAGAAGCAGAUUUGUUCUGAGGAUAGGUCGUCAACAGGCUGGAGUAAAAUAAACAACAGUAAUUUCAUUGUCCGUGAUAUUUUAUUGGAGGACUCAGGUGCUGACGUGAAUGAUGAAGUACACUAUUUGGAUCCUACAGUAGCUAACAAUUCUUUAGCAAUGGGCAGUGAUGUGAAUAAUUCACAGACUAAAGAGCCAGCCGGUGUAUCUGUAUUGUCCUCUGAAAAGUCACCUAGUUUUGUGUUUGAUAUUAGGCCUUCCCAAGGUCUAUCGUGUGGUUACAAUACAUCAAGAAUACAAUCUACAUGUCCCCAAAUUGGACUUUCCAAUUUCUUGCAUCUGAAUAGUGGUCCCAUCUGCUUCAAUUGCUUAAUGUUGUAUACUUCCAAAUGUGUAUCAGUAGAUUCAUUGAUACCAAGACAUGCUAUCUUCUAUAACAGUAGGACUUCCUACAAUGUCUUCCAUGGCAACCACAUAUUAAGUAAAAGGAAAAGAUCAGAUGUGCUAUCUCUUAUAAAGCAUAUAUUUGGAAUCAAGGGAUGCUGCUCAAAGUUCUUGAAAUUCGACUGCCAUGAGUCUACUACAACAAAUUCUAAUUUCUCGUGUCUUUCGCUGCUUAAAAUGAUGAAGAAUCUAAUAAGGAAUUCUAAACGCUGCCAGUAUAAAAAACUAUUUCUAAAGCAUUCUUCUGUCAAGUCUAAGCAGGUUGCAACUAGUGUGGCCAAGAAUGAUAGCAAGGCACGAUAUUCAACCGGAGGAAAAUCAGCAUAUUAUGAUGAAUCUUUUGUUCAAUUGGAGGCUUACAGUACAUAUCAGCAAGUGGUUUCCUUUGUCUGGGCAGUGUUGACAUGUAUUGUACCGGAGCCAUUGCUUGGAAACUCUUACAGCAAGAGAUCUUUAAGGACAAACAUUUGGAAGUUUAUAAAGUUGCGUCGGUUUGAAACAUUUCACUUAAGUGAUUGUAUUGGUGAGCUGAAAGUAUCACAUUAUUCUUGGAUAUCAAAUAUUGGAUUAUCCGAUUGCAAUUGUUUUGCUCUAAUGGCGAAUGAAAUUGGGUUAUCAAAUGGUUCAGAGGAGAAACAUAAGAAUGUUCUGCAUUGUUGGAUUAAAUGGUUGUUUUCUGAUAUUGUGAUACCAUUAGUCGAGGCAUACUUUUAUGUUACAGAAAGGGAAUCAAGGCGAUACGAUGUUUUCUAUUAUCCAAAGACAAUUUGGAGAGACUUAACUAGCAAUGCUAUUGCUUCCCUAAACAGGCAAAGCUUCAAAAUUUUGCGUGGCACUUCCAGGAAAGCAAUAAAACAUUCAUGCUGUUCUUCAAGAGUGAGGUUUGUUCCGAAAGCAAAAGAUAUGAGACCAUUAGUAAAUCUCAAAGCUCAAUCAAAGGAUGGACUUCUUAAUAAGUGUCACUUGAUUAUAAAAAAAGUGAGAGAUGAGAAUCCUGAGAUGUUUGGUUCUUCUGUUUUUGACUACAACAAUGUACAUCAAAAUCUUUCGCAUUUUAUAUCUUCAGUAAGAAGUCACUUGAAGGAGAAAUUCAAGAUAUAUAUUGUUGUUGCUGAUGUAUUGAAGGCAUUCGAUUAUAUUAGUCAUGAUAUGGUACUGAAAAUUGUGGAUGAUGUUCUGAAAUGUGAUGACUAUGUUCUGAGGAAAUGUACCAAAGUAGUUUGCAAUGGUUCUAAGAAUGCCAUCUACCGUUUUGAUUCAAAUGUCUCUAUCAGCAAGGGUAACAAUAUCUGUGAUUUCUCGAUUCAGUUAUCAUCAAGCGGUGGUAUUUUAGUUGACCAGGGAAAAACUAGCAUCAUACGGAAGAAAGAGCUUCAGUGUCUCCUUUCUGAGCAAGUCAAGCACAGUAUUUUGAAGAUUGGGCAUAACUUUUACUUACAGCAAGUAGGGAUUGCUCAAGGAAGCAAGUUAUCUCCCAACCUUUGUUCCCUGUACUACGGUCACCUUGAAAAUUCUGUGCUAUCGAAAUUUCUUCAUGACGGCAAGAUUAUUUCAGAAGAGGAUGUUUCAACACCUAAGAGUUUAUUGAUGAGGUUCAUUGAUGACUUUAUAUUCAUAUCUUUCUCAAAGAAGCGUGCUCUAAAUUUUUUCAAUAGGAUGAGAAGAGGCUUUGUCUACUACAAUUGCUACAUGAACGACAGCAAAUAUGGUUUCAACUUUGAGGUUGCAAACAGCGAGCAUUGCCGUAAUAGGCUUUACAGGGGUGAUGAUGGAUUCUCUUUCAUACCAUGGAGUGGUUUGCUUAUAAAUUGUGAAUCUUUGGAGAUUCAAGCUGAUUAUACAAGGUAUGUAGACAUCAAUAUUUCCUCCACCAUCACUGUCAAGAUGCAUUCUUCAACAAAGUACCUUCAAAGCAAGCUAUGUCACUAUAUGCGUCCAAAGUGUCAUCCCAUUUUCUAUGACUCCACGAUCAACUCACCGUGCACUGUAAAACUGAAUAUAUAUCAAGCCUUCCUGUUAUGUGCAAUGAAGUUUCAUUGUUAUGUUCGGAGCAUGCCUGAUGUCAACAUGAGCAAACCGGAGCUGCUGCAUAUAAUUAAGAGAACUUUCAGAUACAUGCAUAGCCUCAUCGUCAGGCGGACCCAAGAUGUUGAGCUGCAAUACAAUGUGCGUCCAGUUCUGAAGCUUAGGCGAAAAGAAACCAUGUGGCUUGGCCUAUCUGCAUACCUUCGGGUGCUUCAGAAAAAGCAAUCACGUUACAAGGAUUUAUUGGCGUUGUUGACAGAAGAAAUUGGGAGAUAUGGCCAUCUGGACCAUAAUAUCGAUAGUUUGCGCUAUGCUGUGGAUGACUCUCACUCGUCGAUGUUCUGGAAGUUUAAAUUUUAGAAGGAAGAUGGAUGCUAGAAGAUUGCAGAAACCAUUGUUUUUGUGGAUACCUUUUCGGUGCGAUGAGGCUUUGUAAGCAGCUGUACCUGCCAUAUCAGGUACAAAGGCAGUCGACAGAUGAGUGGCACCAAUCAUGACUGCCCCAUGCUUUCAUUUAUAUCUGUAAUUUCGUCCUAUUUGGGUUGCAUGUUUCUAAUUGGCUACUGAAUAUGGGAACAGCCAGCUUUUGGGGUUCAAUACCUUAAGACUGGUUAUUUUUAACCCUUUAGGGUGUGUUUGGUUGAAAGGUGUAUUUCUGAAUGGUUUUUGAGGUAUUUGGUUAAAGGGCAAGGUAGAUGGGAUGGUCAUCUAGAGAAAAUAUUCUUCUUAGAUGCUGGAUUAGAUUGUCUGUUUAAAACUGUUGGAUAGAGUUAUUAAUAUUUUA
This is a messenger RNA of Phragmites australis (common reed), 4325 nucleotides long. RefSeq names its product telomerase reverse transcriptase. Gene Ontology annotation, biological process: telomere maintenance via telomerase. The record is from RefSeq and is a predicted model, not a curated record. Gene Ontology annotation, molecular function: telomerase RNA binding; telomeric repeat DNA binding. Lineage: Eukaryota; Viridiplantae; Streptophyta; Magnoliopsida; Poales; Poaceae. Gene Ontology annotation, cellular component: telomerase catalytic core complex. The transcript has 12 exons. The coding region runs from base 146 to 3901 and encodes 1251 amino acids.